Molecule: messenger RNA, 3851 nt
Organism: Ficedula albicollis (Collared flycatcher)
Lineage: Eukaryota; Metazoa; Chordata; Aves; Passeriformes; Muscicapidae
Gene: ATXN7L1
Product: ataxin 7 like 1
Exons: 11
Coding region: 54-2375 (773 amino acids)
Source: RefSeq, a predicted model, not a curated record
CAGGUGUAGAUCUGGAAGAGACUGGAAAGGAGGGUGGAAAAAGCAGGGAGGUUAUGAGGCUUAAUAAAGAAGAUAUGCACUUAUUUGGCCAUUAUCCAGCUCAUGAUGAUUUCUAUCUUGUAGUGUGCAAUAUCUGCAAUCAGGUAGUCAAGCCACAGGUUUUCCAGUCACACUGCGAACGAAGACACAGUUCAAUGUGUAAACCUUCCCCAUCUCCAGCUUCUCCAGCCUGUAAUUCCAGGACAUCCCUAGUACAGAUGAAACCGAAAUCCUGUAUCAGCGGCCAUAACCCUGUCAGCAGCAACUCAAAGCCAUUCAAAACGCCCAAAGACAAUCUACUUACCUCCAGUAGCAAACAGCACACAGUCUUUCCUUCAAAAGUAUCACGGGAUAAACCAUGCGUUCCUGUUCCAGUAGUCAGUCUAGAGAAAAUUCCUAACCUAGUGAAGGCAGAUGGUGCCAAUGUUAAAAUGAAUUCUGCAACCACUACCACCAUCACUUCCUCCUCAGCUUCUUCAUCCACCAUACCUGCUCCAACUUUGGUUAAAUCUGGUUUGACAUCCAAGUCAGUGCCACCAUCACCAGAAAAGAUUCUGAACGGCAAAGGAAUUGUAGCUCCAUCAAUAGACAAGAAACACCAAAAUGGCACUAAAAGCAGUAACAAGCCUUACAAAAGACUUUCAGAAAGAGAAUUUGACCCAAAUAAGCACUGUGGAGUACUGGAUCCUGAAACAAAGAAACCUUGCACAAGAUCACUCACCUGCAAGACUCAUUCACUUAAUCAUCGACGAGCAGUUCCAGGCCGUAAAAAACAGUUUGACAUCCUUCUAGCUGAACACAAAGCUCGAUCCAGGGAAAAAGAAGUUGCAAAAGACAAAGAGCAUCCACCAUCUGCAAGGGAAAGCUAUCAGAGCCAGCCCACACCAGCACAAGAUUCUCUGUCAGGAUCCUCAGUGAACUCUGGGCAAGAAUCUAAAGUAACAUCUCCUGCAAAAUCUAGACCACCAAAUUCUGUACUUCCAAGACCUUCAUCUGCAAAUAGCAUAAACAGCAACAGUUCUUCAAACCACAGUGGGUACGUACCAGAACUGCCACUGCCUUCCAUGGGAGGAGAUGUCACAAGCAGAUUGUCCAGUGAUGAAGGAGAAGCGGAUGGAGCCGAAGAAUCUGAGAAAUUAGACUGUCAUUUUUCUGGACACCAUCCCAGACCUCUUGGGUUCUGUUCAUAUGGCAGUCGCUUAAUGGGAAGAGGGUACUAUGUCUUUGACAGAAGAUGGGACCAUUUUCGAUUCGCACUGAACUCCAUGGUAGAAAAACACUUGAACUCACAGAUGUGGAAGAAAAUUCCUCCUGCGGCAGACAGUCCCAUGCCUUCUCCAGCAGCACAUGUCUCCACUCCUUUUCCAGCAUCAGUCUUACAGCCCUUCAGCAACCCCAGUGCAGUGUAUAUUCCUUCAACACCUAUCAGUUCAAGAAUCACUUCUUCUUACAUAAUGACAUCAGCCAUGUUAUCAAGUGCAGCCUUUGUGACAACAGCAGAGACAAAUUCCAUUAUGUCACACACCACGGCUUUUCCUCACGUGGCUGCAAGCCUAAGUAUCAUGGACUCAACUUUUAAGGCGCCAUCAGCUGUGUCACCAGUGCCAGCAGUCAUCCCUUCCCCAUCCCACAAGCCAUCCAAAACAAAAACCAGCAAAUCCUCAAAAGUGAAAGACCUGUCAUCUCGGAGUGACGAGUCUUCAAGUAACAAAAAGAAAAAGCCGCAGUCGUCGUCUUCAUCGUCGUCAUCAUCCUCAUUAUCUUUGCAGACAUCUUCCUCAUCUUCAUUUUCAGGGUCCCACAAAAAGAACUGUGUCCUGAACCCCAGUUCAACGUUGAACUCCUAUCAGGCGACAUCCUCCUAUAACAGCGUGUCUGUGCACAAUACCAAUAAUGGAACAAGCCCACUCAGUGCCAAAUCGGAGCCCUCAGGACGGACUUCAUUGUCAAGUAGUUCAACAGACUCAGUGAAACACAUGAGCAUGGUAGUGAGCAGUAUUGACUCUUCUAAUCUGUCGGUAUCUUCUCUCGUGCACCACUCAGGGGACCACUCCCUGGGAGCACAUAAUGCAGUGUCUUCUCUACCCCUUUCUUUUGACAAAUCAGAAGGAAAAAAACGUAAAAACUCUAGUUCUAGUAGCAAAGCCUGUAAAAUCACUAAAAUGCCUGGUAUGAAUAGUGUUCAUAGAAAGAGCACUGCCAACCUUAUUUCUGCGGUGCCAGAUCCUACAAGCAGCUCCAUCUCUCGGCAGAUUGGAAAAAAUAGCAGUGUAGCUUUGUCACAGUCCAGUCCUUCGAGUACAUCAAACCCAGUACACAACAGACAAUGCUUUUAGGUGCCUGAAAGUGUUAACACUUCAAGACCUCAGUAUGCGGUGGUUUUUAAAUACUGAAUAACUAGAUCAUUUUAUUAAGGGAAGGUGACAACGUGUAUGCUGUGUGAGGAUUCCUUGUGCAUGAAACAUGCUGUGUAGAGGAAAAGAUUCUUCAGAGUUGUCGUCUAAUUGCUGCUCUUUAUUUGUAACGAUAACCAAGUUAAUGAACAUGAGAUUCACCAAAGCUUACUAAAAUCAGACCGUCCCAAAAGGAAAUAUGCCAUUUAUUCAAAGCAGUUCCUUUUCUUAAAGGUCUAAUGUAGUCAGUAAACAGGGAGGAAAUUUAGUUCAGGGACUUGAGAUAAAUUCCUGCUUUGAGUCAGCCACAGACAUUAUUGAAGUGUUUUAUAGCAAAAGACAUUGUGUGAUUUUGAACCUGGCUCUGGUUUCUCUUUUAGAAGACAUCAAACCGGACUGGUAGAAUAAGGACUCUUCCAUAACAAGGAAAAGGAACCAGCCUAUAAUCUCUAGCUCUCAGCAGCCCUACUCCACAGGGUUUUUCUUUUCUAUGUCCUGCAGAUGGAUUUAAUCUUUUAUGAAUUUGUGGUUUUAAAGAGAAUUAAAUUUACAGAAAACUGUAAUAGUGAUUUGUUUAGUUUUUCCACUUGUAUUUGCCACUGAUCUGUGCGUUCUGCUUGGUUAUGUUUCAUGCCUUUUAAAGCUGUUAGCGUUGCAAUGCUCCCUUUGUUUCCUAACCAGAACACAAUGGACAUUCCAAAAAAAAAAAAAAAUCCAGUUCAUGAUUUGAAUUUAUUUAAAGGAUCUCCAAAUUUUUUCAUUAAAUAAAAAUUACAGUAAUUCUGUAUUUAAGCUUGUCCUAUGGAUAAAAAUUGAGUGCAUUUCUUAGUAAUUUGCAAACAGCUGGGGCACUGCAACUUUAGGGACUAAUCCUGAUUGGUGCUCUGUACCUACAGCAUUUAAUAAUUUAAGUGGGAAUUCUGAGUGUUCAGCCUCUUCCAGGAUCAGGCUCUUAAGGAAUCUAUCUUCAAUCAAUGCAUAGCAGAAUUUUGCACCAAACUGUAAUUACUGUUUAUCAGGGGGGCCCAAUGUGUAAAAUCCCCAUAUCUUGGGGGAUUUUCAAACCCUUAAGAACACAGCACUUGAUAACUUCAGUGAGCAGUUUGGGUUUGUGAGGACAGGAGUUGAGCAGAUUGGCUUGCAUUAAUAGAAUUGCACUGACAGUGUUUCUUAUAGGAUUACUGAAUAAUUUUUUAAUAAAAUAUAGAUUUUAUAAUCAGGAAGCCAAUACUAGGUACUGGAACAAUAGUACAGAGGAGUUAAUUUUUAUUUCUACAGUGUUAAAAGUGCACUUAUAUGCUGGUUUAUUUACAUCUUGGGGAAAGGCGAGAGACUGCAAAUAGGGAGAUUAUUACUACUUUCUUUUUUAAAAAAAGAAGGGUUAAGGCAAAUUUUAAGACUAAAAAUGUUUAAGCAAUU